Dermatophagoides farinae (American house dust mite) is the source of this 1037-nucleotide messenger RNA. RefSeq lists its product as uncharacterized. The record is from RefSeq and is a predicted model, not a curated record. Lineage: Eukaryota; Metazoa; Arthropoda; Arachnida; Sarcoptiformes; Pyroglyphidae.
UUCGAUUUGAUUUUGUUUGUUUGUUAAAAUCUAUUUUUUACCUGACAAUAGCUAUGACUGUCGUUGUUGUUGUUGUUGUUGUUGCCAUCGAUCGUUAUGAAGAUUAUUGGGGUUUAUAUGUAACUUGUGAUGAUUAUCAAUCAUUUUUGAAUCGUACCAUUUCAAUGGCUAUUAUUGAUAAAGAUUUAUGGCUAUUCACUACAAAUAUUCAAUUAAUAGUAUAUCCACAAGUUAUUGAUGAUGAAUCAAUCAGAAAUGGCAAACCAAUAACAUUAUUAUGGGGAUAUAUUUAUUCAUUGAAUGAUACAUUUCAACAGAUACAAUAUGAAACAAAUCUAACACAAAUAUUGAAUGCAUAUCAAGGUUCAUCAAUACGAUCGGCAGCUAGUUUUGGUAUAAAAAAAUAUGGCAAGGAUCCAUAUAAUCCAAAAGAUUAUCUUAUUCAAUUGAAAAUUGCAAUCGAUAUGAAUUAUGCCAUAACAAGUGUAAUGGAUCUAUUCACAAUAGUCAGUGCUAUACCUGGUGCAGUUAUAUACCAACUUCGUCGAUCAAUGCCACGUCAUAUGAAUAUAUUUUCAUUCAUUGAAAAUGAUUAUGAAUAUAUUAAAGAAAUAAAUGAAGAAGAUUACUUUGAACGAAAAUAUCGAAUUGAAUUACGUUUUAUUUCAAUUGAAAAUUUCAUUCUUUCAUAUGUUUAUGAAUUUUUAAGUAAAGAAAACAUAUUGUUACGAAUUUAUGAUGAAUCACUUAAACAUUUAGUCGGACAAAUGUGUCAUGAUCUAUCGAUUGAUCGUAUAACGACAUCGAAUUUUGCCACCGAUUGUAAUGUCUAUCAAACAAUACUAUAUCCACCAUUUGAUUUUGGUUUUUUUCAUGAUGGUUUUCUUUAUCUAGUGUUUACAGCAAGACCAAUGAUUAUAAAAAUUGAUAAAACUAUAGAAGAUUUUGCAAAUAAACAACAUCGAUUUGAAAUACUUCAAUUAGAUCAACUAUUCAUUUGUCGACCGAAAAAUUGAAUAUUUAUAAACAAAAAACAC